Molecule: messenger RNA, 804 nt
Organism: Lichtheimia ornata
Lineage: Eukaryota; Fungi; Mucoromycota; Mucoromycetes; Mucorales; Lichtheimiaceae
Exons: 3
Coding region: 1-804 (267 amino acids)
Source: RefSeq, a predicted model, not a curated record
AUGAUACCACUAGCUAUACUUGUAAUACUUUCAUGGAUGACGCUAUCCACCGUACAACAAGUGACGGACGUUGGGUCUGAGGAGGAAGACGAAAGUGAUCCUACAGGUGAUGAUGCUUUCAGUGGUGAUCCCACUGGUGAAGAUAGCCCUAAUGACUCGGAUGACCCGAGUGACAACGAAGAUCCAACAGCACCUAUUGAUUCAUCUCCCAUCCCAAUCGAUCAACAACCCAGCGCACCAGCAAGUCCUUCAUCACCACCACCUUCUACACCUAUUGCUCCAUCAUCGGCACCAGUGCCAGCACCAGCUCCACCUAAUGCUGUAACUUCAUCCACUAUUGAGCAUGUUGCAUCUACAACAUCAACCUUGCCAUCCCAUACUUUUGAUCCUGCAGCACAAAUAGAUAAUAGUGGUAGUGCUGGUAGUGGUCAUAGUAGUAGCCCUGGUGCCAUUGCAGGUGGAAUUAUCGGUGGAUUGGUUGGUAUUGCUAUUCUCGGUGGGAUCUUUUUCCUAUGUCUACGGAAGAAACCAAUUGCAAAGGCAUCCACAGAUUUGCCACAAACAUCAUCAUCGAUGCCACCACCACCAUCACAAGCAGCUGCUUCUACUAUGCCAAUGACUGGAGCAGGUACAUCAGCAGCAGCAGCAGCAGGUACGGCGGCUAUGAACCCAUUUAAUGAUCCUGAAAAACAAUUACCACCACCACCACCUGCUCCACAACCCCAAGUCGUUGGCUUUCACGCUUGGAAUGCUGCAUCUUCCUCAGACAUGCUAGCAUCCUCUGCUGCUCACUAUACCCGAUAA